Wyeomyia smithii (pitcher-plant mosquito) is the source of this 2576-nucleotide messenger RNA. It is a transcript of the gene Mcm10, whose product is annotated as protein MCM10 homolog. Gene Ontology annotation, molecular function: single-stranded DNA binding; DNA replication origin binding. The record is from RefSeq and is a predicted model, not a curated record. The transcript is spliced from 3 exons. Gene Ontology annotation, cellular component: nucleus; replication fork protection complex. NCBI's taxonomy places the organism in Eukaryota, Metazoa, Arthropoda, Insecta, Diptera, Culicidae. Bases 120 to 2456 code for a protein of 778 amino acids. Gene Ontology annotation, biological process: DNA replication; DNA replication initiation.
GCAUUUGCGUUAGGACCUUUUUAAGUUCUACACUCGUCUCGUCAAAGUCUGUGAAAGCGCGAAAAUACGUAAACACGUUCCUUCUUGGUUGAGAAAACGGCUGCUGUACUUUUCAAGUAAUGCCGUCUACAGCAACAAAAGACGAACAGGAUUCGAUCGAAAUCGAUGAAUUGGAACAACUUUUGCUUGAAGCAGAAUCAGAGGAGAAAGAAGAGUUGCCGCACAAUGAAAUAAUUUUAUGUGAACCGUCUUCAUCUAAACCUGCUGUGGUCAAACGGCAAUCGUUGUCAAUAGCUGGAUCAACUUUCCUAAAAGACUUUUCACAGGAAAGUAACAAAGCUGAAUUAUUGCCAAAACACGGUAGUGCGGUACACAGCUGUGAUACCGAUUCAUCCGACGAUGAAGAAACUCGAAAUUUUCUGGAACGAAAGUAUAAUGAAUACGGACAAGGUAUUAAUACGUUACUAAAACUAAAAGAGGAAGAAAGAAUAGAUCUGCAGGUUUCCAAUUUCAUUGAUAGAACACUGAAAAAGGCAGAUGAGGAAACCGCUCGGUUACCUCAAAAAGUGGUUCCAGCAAAAAAAGUGGCUUCGAAUCAGGAUAUUCGACCUUUCUUUGGAGCAGUACCUAUUGAUAAAGCAGCUCAAGAGGUUAACAAUUCCAUACCAGAUGUUUUUAAAAACAGCGUUUUCACAGACCCCGUCUUUGGUAUUCGAAUAGUACAUCCAUUAGUUUCCAGUACAGUUCUUCAAGAACGAAUGCAAGGCCGUAAAGCCAUUCCUAUGAUACGUCUUAAAUAUCACAUAGAAAGUGGCAAUCUGAACGAAGACUGGGCAUUGGCAGGUGUGGUUUUGAGUAAAAGUCCAACAAAAGCUACAGCCAAAGGCAAACAGUAUGCUAUAUGGAAAUUAAGUGAUCUUCACGGUGAAAUCCAAAUGAUAAGUUUAUUUUUGUUUGGCCAAGCGUACAAGGAUUUAUGGAAGACAGCUGAUGGUAUGGUUAUUUGUAUUUUAAAUCCAACUGUAUUUGAGCGAAACGAAGAUCGGAAUUCGGUUGCAACGCUGUCGAUUGACAAGUCGUCGAAGGUAAUGAUAUUGGGACAAUCCAAAGACAUGGGAACUUGUCGCAGUAGAAAAAAAAACGGAGAAAAAUGUGCGGCUGUUGUAAAUUUGAGUAAAUGUGAAUAUUGCGUUUACCACGUAAAACAGGAGUAUAACAAGGCUUGCAGCCGAGGGGGGCUGAUUUCGUCAACCGCUGGACGAGGUUUGAAUGAGCUUAGAAAUAAAGUUCUUGGGAAGAGUGAGGUGUUUUAUGGCGGUCAAAGUUUUACGGCUGUUAAGGCAAGCAAAAAUCCCAAACAAAUACAAAAGGAUAAAGAUCGCCUGAUGACGUUAUCUGAAUAUUACCAGUCACCAUUUCAGGGAACUAAUAACGGUGAAAGUCAUAACUCACCAAGAAAUCCUUCUUCAUUACCUUCGUAUCGUCAGCAAAUGAAUGUUACUAAGAAAGGAGCGGCAUCUGGACUAGAGACCAAUAUAAAGCAACGCGAGAAGGACCUGGAGCGACUGAAGCAGUUAGACAAAGGUUGUCCGACAACUGCUACGAAUGCUUUUCCGAAUCAUACGCCCAAGGAGAACUCUAGAGAGGCAUUCUCAACUCCAUGUUCAGCUGCUUCGAACGGAUUCGAAAAUCGGUCGUUUAGCUUGGAAACAAAAGUUGCACCGCGCUUGAGUACCGGUAACUUUAUUAUUGAUUUGGGCACUUCCCCAAAACAUGCGCUUCACUCGCGUCAAAAAGCGCUAGAAGUUUUGAAAAAGAAACCUUUAGAAAAAUCUAAUCCUAAUUUUAUUAAACAUCGUGGUUCUGAAGCGGGUAAGAAACGUGCCUUAGAAAAGAUAACGUCCCUUGAUCAGUCGGAAUCGAAUAACAAUGCCAAAAAACUAAAACUAGAUGAUAAAGAACAGAAGCGAAGAGAAUGGAUUGAAAAAAUAAUGAAGACUUCAUCUUCCCAUACUGAUUUGAUUCAAGCGCAUGAAGAAGAGCAGCAAGAAAAGUAUUUCAAGGAUCUUGAGCGGAAAGAAGCCAUGGAGGAGAAAAUGAUGAAUACUUUCAAAAUUGCUUGCAAGGCCGUCAUCUGUACCCGUUGUAAAUACAUUGCUUUCUCGGCAGCUGAUCGUUGCAAGGAGGAACGGCAUGAGUUGCGUGUCCGUGAUGCCGAGAAACGAUUCUUUAAGUGUGCAGAUUGUGGUAAUCGAACUGUUACUUUGCAUCGACUGCCAAAAACGUCCUGUCGUAGUUGUCAGAGCUCACGCUGGGAGCGCUGCGCGAUGCUUAAGGACAAAAACGGCUUACAAGUUGGAGCAGGAUUAUCCAUUCGUGGUGAUGAAGAGAAAUUUCUUGGAGGUUGUGCUAAUACAGCUAAUCUGAAUUUACUUGUGCCUGAUGAAGAGUGUUAAGCAGAAAUUGUUAGGUACAAAAAACUUAUUAGAGAAUAAAUUUAUAAUGUAAUUGUGAACGUUUGAUAAAAUCAAGAAUAACAAAAAUACACAUUAAACACACUUUAUUUGAGAUAUUUG